ACUUAAAACGCAUUUCAAGAAAAUUACUAAACACUACAACAAUCUUAUAAUAACAUUUACUAAAAAUGUCCACGUUUGUAAAAGUCACCGACUUAAUCACUAUCAUGUUCUUUCUAGCCAUUGCUGCCGUCAUAACCGCCUCAAACACAGCCGAGUUGGAUGUACUUGAAAUGGCUAGAACUGCUGUGGUUGAAGCCAAGACUAGUUUUGGGUCAAUGGCUGUGACUGAGGCAACUAGUGAAGUUGCUGGUAGUUAUUAUAAAUUGGGGUUAAGUGAAUGCGAGAAGCUCUACGAUGAGAGUGAAGCUAGGCUAUCGAAACUGGUCGUAGAUCAUGAGAAUUUCACCGUUGAAGAUGUUAGAACGUGGCUAAGUGGCGUGCUUGCGAAUCAUCACACUUGUUUAGACGGUUUAAUUCAGCAACGUCAAGGUCAUAAGCCUUUGGUCCAUAGCAACGUCACGUUCGUGCUCCAUGAAGCUUUGGCUUUCUACAAAAAGUCUAGAGGUCAUAUGAAAAAGAGGCUGCAUGGACCAGCGAGACAGGGCCAUGGACCAACGAGACCAAAACAUAGACCAACGAGACCAAAUCAUGGACCAGGAAGAUCACACCAUGGACCAUCAAGACCAAACCAAAACGGUGGAAUGUUAGUGUCAUGGAAUCCAACAAGUUCAAGGGCAGAUUUCGUGGUGGCUCGGGACGGUUCGGCGACUCAUCGGACGAUAAACCAAGCAUUAGCCGCCGUUUCAAGAAUGGGUAAAAGUCGGUUGAAUAGAGUGAUAAUAUACAUAAAAGCUGGUGUUUAUAACGAAAAAAUCGAAAUAGAUAGACACAUGAAAAACAUCAUGCUAGUUGGUGAUGGUAUGGACCGUACAAUUGUCACCAAUAACCGAAACGUCCCGGACGGUUCCACGACUUAUGGAUCAGCGACAUUCGGAGUGUCCGGGGAUGGAUUUUGGGCACGGGACAUAACGUUCGAGAAUACUGCAGGACCACAUAAACAUCAAGCUGUGGCGUUGAGAGUGAGCUCAGACUUGUCUUUAUUCUAUCGGUGUAGUUUCAAAGGAUAUCAAGAUACUCUUUUCACGCACUCACUUCGUCAAUUCUACCGCGAUUGUCAUAUUUAUGGUACGAUUGAUUUCAUAUUUGGAGAUGCGGCAGCUGUUUUUCAGAACUGUGAUAUAUUUGUGAGGCGGCCUAUGGAUCAUCAAGGCAACAUGAUCACAGCUCAAGGAAGAGACGACCCACAUACAAAUUCAGGCAUUUCGAUCCAACACUCACGGAUCAGGGCCGCACCAGAAUUCGAAGCAGUUAAAGGCCGGUUUAAGAGCUACUUGGGCCGGCCAUGGAAGAAGUACUCACGGACAGUGUUUCUCAAAACAGAUAUCGACGAGUUGAUUGACCCGAGAGGGUGGAGAGAAUGGAGUGGCAGUUAUGCUUUGUCGACGUUGUAUUACGGCGAGUUUAUGAACACCGGAGCUGGAGCAGGGACUGGUAGAAGGGUGAACUGGCCGGGAUUUCACGUCCUACGCGGUGAGGAAGAGGCUUCUCCGUUUACCGUCAGCCGAUUCAUACAAGGAGAUUCUUGGAUCCCUAUCACCGGUGUGCCGUUUUCAGCUGGGGUUUGAGUCACUUUUGAAUGAAUAAAUCAUCAACACAAUAUAACAUAUUUAAG
Molecule: messenger RNA, 1672 nt
Organism: Arabidopsis thaliana (thale cress)
Lineage: Eukaryota; Viridiplantae; Streptophyta; Magnoliopsida; Brassicales; Brassicaceae
Product: Plant invertase/pectin methylesterase inhibitor superfamily
Exons: 5
Coding region: 66-1625 (519 amino acids)
Biological process (GO): pectin catabolic process; cell wall modification
Molecular function (GO): pectinesterase activity; enzyme inhibitor activity
Source: RefSeq, marked reviewed